Molecule: messenger RNA, 1439 nt
Organism: Pundamilia nyererei
Lineage: Eukaryota; Metazoa; Chordata; Actinopteri; Cichliformes; Cichlidae
Product: sodium channel subunit beta-3-like
Exons: 4
Coding region: 174-803 (209 amino acids)
Biological process (GO): immune response; negative regulation of T cell proliferation; T cell receptor signaling pathway
Cellular component (GO): external side of plasma membrane
Molecular function (GO): signaling receptor binding
Source: RefSeq, a predicted model, not a curated record
GAAAUCUCACCAUCCUUUGGAUAUUUAGCAAACUUUGAAAAGUAGGAUCUUCCGAACAAUAAGACGGAAAUGGCUGCUCGGACAUCUGAGGUUCCCAGCUGCACUCACCCUCUUUGUUUGCAGGUCAGGCUGCGGACUCUUCACUUCCCAGCCUCCAGUCACAGCAGUCACAGAUGGAGUCUCUCAUAGUCUUCCUGUUCGUGAUUUCUUGCUCUGUAGCUCUGCAGCAGGAUGUGCAGGCGAAGUUUGGAGAGGACGUCACUCUCCAGUGUCAGAUUACUACAGAUGAAAGAAUCUCAGUGGUAAAGUGGAGCAGACCUGACCUGAACACAGACGGCUACGUCUACUUCUACAGGAACAAACGCUUCUAUGAAAACUACCAACAUCCAUCUUUUCAUGGCCGAGUGAAGCUGAGGCACCCGGAGAUGAAGGAUGGAGACGUUUCUAUAAUCCUGAAGAACGUCACGUUUAAUGACACUGGGAUGUAUGAGUGUCACAUAGCUGUGAGGAACCCUGUGAGAAGUAAAAGAGCUCACACUGAGAUCAGUCUCUUCAUUGACCUCACAGUCACAGGUGAAACAGAUGAAAAGUUGUUGCAGCAGCAACUCGUGGAAAGUGAAGCUGGAAACGUGCAGGAUGUGGGAGAUGUAGUAACUCCGACUGUUAAAAUGGUUGUUUGUUUUGUUGUGGUUGCUGUUAUUGUUGUUGGUUUUCUGACAUUAUUCAUAUUUAAAAGAAAUAAGAAGCAGCUUCCAGUCCAGAGUAAUACAGAGGAAGUCGAUUUAACAUGUCCAGAAAUAUAAUUUUAUAAAAAGAAAAUUUACAGAUUUCAUCGAUAGCAGCUUUGCCAGGAGGCUAAGCAACAUGGACUUCUAGUUUAAAAGUGAAAAAUAGGAAAUAACAAACUGUUCUGUGGUUAUCAAAAACAUAACAGCUCUGCAACUAACUUACUUAACUUAGCCCAUGACUUGGGGUGAGGUUGACGAGGCAGACUGGGAUCAGAAUUGGGAUUCACAAGUUCUGGAAAUGAACAGAAAAUAAACAUAAUAAAAUAAAAAGAAAAUUCUGAAAAAAAGACUUGUUACAACAAACAAGUUACAAUAACUUGUUUGUUGUUUGUGUACUGUCAUCAGUCUGUGUUUGAUGUUGAUCCAGGAUAAUGUGAACCAACAAUCCUUGUAUCCUCACGCAAGUUUGCACAAAGUCGUAUGGUGCUGUUUAAUAACAAAUGUGUUGUUAAACAAGUGGUCACCUGCUGCUGUUAGCUCUUUUGAUCUUUUUUUUGUAAACGCUGUAUACUGGUUUGUUCUGGUUUCUUUCGGUCUGUUGUGUAGUACUGUUCAUCUGCCCAAAUUACCAGUAUGGGGUUCAGAAAUGUCUUGGCCAUCAAAUUAUUAAUUAAUAAUUAUGUUUUUAAUAAAAAAGAAUAAAAACUGAAA